AUGAGAGAGGAAGUCCCGCCCGACCGGGGCAAAGGUCAGAGGGCACGGCGACGGCAAAACCGGAGCCCAAAACACUUCCGGUUGAGGGCGGGUAGUGCCCCUGCUGUGCUGAGUCCACCCCCGGAAGUGAGUUGGCUGCUGGAGGUGAAGCUCAGUGUGAUCCGGCCAGGUCUUUGCUCCGUGUCUCAGUGGCUCCUGGGUCAUACAAACGGAGUCUGCGGCUGGUUACGUUCAGCUCGAGGUGGUAACAGGUGAAUGCUCUAAACUACCAACUGAAUGGCACGUUUACAUACGAAGACUCCUUGUGGUUCCUGCAAGACAGAGUGUCAAUGACCCCUGCGGUGAUCAACUUAAGAAGGAAAAAUAUUAAAGGUGUGCAAAGGGUGCGGAGGAGCUGCUGCUCUAUAUAUAGUUCUAUUAAAGAAUGAGGAAUACUUCCUAAAUUUA
Messenger RNA from Callithrix jacchus (white-tufted-ear marmoset), 447 nucleotides. NCBI's taxonomy places the organism in Eukaryota, Metazoa, Chordata, Mammalia, Primates, Cebidae. The record is from RefSeq and is a predicted model, not a curated record.